Molecule: messenger RNA, 1055 nt
Organism: Dendrobium catenatum
Lineage: Eukaryota; Viridiplantae; Streptophyta; Magnoliopsida; Asparagales; Orchidaceae
Exons: 2
Coding region: 83-742 (219 amino acids)
Molecular function (GO): protein binding
Source: RefSeq, a predicted model, not a curated record
AAUUGGACUUGGCCUCCCCACGCCCCCUAGGCCCCUAAUCCUUGCAUCCGCAUUUCUUCCCCGUGGUUCGUUGCCAUCGUCAAUGGGGGCGACGGAGCUAGCCGUCCAAGCCCUAACCCUAGCUUUCGCUCUCAUUAUCUUCCUCUACCUUCGCUCAAUACCCCGUCAAGCUCUCUCCCGACUGCGCCACCUCCGCCACUCCACCACCGAAUCCCACCGCCACUUCGUCCGCGGCGCUCAGCUCCUCUCCCGCGCUCGUGCCAACUCUUCCCCGUACACGUCCCUCGCCUUAGCUCGCUCAGCCGUUGCCGAAGCAGACCUUGCCAUCGCGGCCGAUCCCCGCGACGCCGCCCCUCUCAUCCUCAAAGCUCUUGCCCUCGAUUUUGACGGGCACCGCCUUCCUGCCCUUCGUGCCCUCGAUGCUGCACUCUCUGCCCCUACAAGUAAGUCCCUUUCGGAUCGCGACCGCGCUGAUGCACUCCUAAAGCGUGCGGAGAUUCAACUAGCGCUUGUGGGUGGUAGAGGUGGACAGCUUAAGAGGAGGGUUGAUCUGGCAAUUGGUGAUCUGGAGGAUGUUUUGCGGUUUUGUCCGGAGAAUGGAAAGGCCAAGGUUUUGCUUGGGGAGUGCUAUGAGAAGAAAGGGUUGAAGGUGGAAGCAAAGGGGGUGUUUGUGGAUGCACUGAAGGUUGAUGGAUCUUUGAUUUCGGCACAGGAGGGGUUGGGGAGGGUGUUGAAUAGCUGAAAGUGGGCGUCUUAUUGUUAAUACCUCCGCUACAAGAGUUACAAGAAUGUAGGGCUUAGUUUUUCAUGCUCGGGGAAGAUGCAUACGAAGAGAGACAAAGAGAGAGGAGAGGAUAAUUUUUUUGUGUCGAGAUCAAAAUGCCUGAAUAGUCUUACAAUCACGUCUGGAUCAUGAUUAUUACUAAACUUUCCUCUGCCUAUGUAUGUUUAUUAUAAUAAUGUCAGGUCAGGCAUCAACUAGAGCAAGAAUAGCCUAGGAGACAUGUUUACAUUAUAAUAUUAUCUAUCUUUAAUUAUAAACUUUUGUCUAUGUA